This is a messenger RNA of Eruca vesicaria subsp. sativa (arugula), 1700 nucleotides long. The record is from the annotation of a GenBank genome assembly. NCBI's taxonomy places the organism in Eukaryota, Viridiplantae, Streptophyta, Magnoliopsida, Brassicales, Brassicaceae.
AUGUCCAAAACCAAUAUGAACUUCUGCAAUAAUUAUUUUCUGGUUGAUCCGAACAAAGCAAGUGUUUUUGAUCUCCUUCUUCUUUUGUUUUUCCCAAAUCUUAUCAGCAAAAGAUUCAUUGAUUCUCAGCCGGAUACGCUCAAUAGCGCCCGGCGAAGUUUCGCGAGUCGAUGGAUGAUUGCAUUGGCCAUUUUUCUUCAAAAAGUAUUAAUAUUCAUAAGAACACCCUUGGCAUUCAUAGGUCGUACAGUCACCUAUUGGCCCAAUCUUCUAACGGCAAAUGGAGGUUUCUUCAACUUGGUACUUAACCUUUUGACAGGAAAGUUGGUGAAGCCUGACGAAUCGUCCGCGACAUAUGCGUCGUUUCUAGGAUGCACAGAUCGAAGAGUAGAGCUUGACCAGAAGAUAAAAGUUGGUACGAUCGAAUACAACUCGAUGUUAUCAAUGAUGGCUUCUAAGAUCGCUUAUGAGAACGAACCUUUCAUCACUUCCGUGGUCAAAAACACUUGGAAGAUGGACUUUGUUGGUUACUACGACUGUUACAACGCGUUCCAAGGAAAAAAACUGACACAGGCCUUCGUGUUCAAAGCAUCGGACACAAAUCCGAACCUCAUCGUCGUCAGCUUCAGAGGAACCGAACUUUUCAGCUCUGAUGAUUGGUGUACUGAUCUCGACAUCUCUUGGUACGAGCUGAAGAACGUUGGCAAAGUCCACGUCGGGUUCUCGAGAGCUCUAGGCCUCCAACAAAAUGGAUGGCCCAAAGAAAAUAUAAGUCUCAUACACCAAUAUGCCUACUACACGAUUAGACAGAAGCUUAGGGACAUGCUUGCCAGAGACAAGAACCUUAAGUUUAUUCUAACGGGUCAUAGUCUCGGGGGAGCAAUAGCUGCUCUGUUUCCGGCCAUUCUAGCGUUUCACGGCGAGGAUGAGCUGCUUGAUAAGCUAGAAGGCGUCUACACAUUCGGACAGCCACGUAUAGGGGACGAGGAGUUUGGGGAGUAUAUGAAGGCAGUGAUGAAAAAGCAUGGAAUAGAGUAUGCGAGGUUUGUUUAUAACAAUGAUAUGGUGACUAGAGUCCCCUUCGAUGACAAGAUUCUAUUCGGAUACAAGCACUAUGGAUCUUGCAUUUACUUCAACAGUCUUUACAAAGGAAAGGUAAGAGAAGAUGCACCUAAUGCCAACUACAUGAGCAUGUUGUGGCUAAUACCGAAGCUCAUGAGUGGUGUAUGGGAGUUUAUAAGGAGUUUCAUAAUAAGGUUUUGGAAAGGCAACGAGUACAAAGAGAAUUGGACGAUGAGAACUGUUAGAAUUGUUGGGAUACUAAUCCCUGGUGUAUCUGAUCAUUUCCCACUUGAUUAUGUCAAUUCCACGCGCUUGGGAGGCUUGGCUCGACCUGUUGCGACUACUACCCCUCAGGAUAAACUUUCUCUCAUUGCUUGAAAUAACAUGAUGACUCGUACCACUCAACUCAAGGAGAAAAAAGGCCAUGGCGUGUUGGAGAAACCCAAUUUCAGAUGUAUCGAAUAAGUUUUCAACUAAAUAAAGGAUGAUUUCAUUUACUUGUUUUUAUUUUCCCUUACUUCCUUAAUAAGAGAAGGAAUACUCUUCAGUUGUUAUUCCACUUAAGUUGAUGUUUUCCUUGUAAGAAUCGAAUGAUUCUAAUUUCUUUUCGUAAGGACAAAAACAAAGCAAACAAUUUC